ACAAAAUAAACUAUGAGUAUUAAAACUUUGAAUGUCAUAAUUACCCCAUUAACAUAUUAAUAAUCAGGGUUAUUAUUCGUAAUAAAAGAAUAUAAAGAAGGGUUAUUUAACAGUUAAGACUGGCGGGAGCUUUCUUUCUUUUUCGAUCAUUUUGUAUUUCUCUCUGCAAUUAAUGAAACAACUCUUCCCAAAAGUAUCCUAGAAAUUUCUCGAAUAUAUCGCCGGAAUAUUACAAUUUAUCAUCGGAAUACCAUACGGUUCCGGCCAAACCGAUCGGCAAAAAUGGCUGAGUAUCUAGUACUGGAAUGCGAAGAAGGAAAAGAUAAAGUAUCAAUAAAGAGUACGACCAAAAGAAAGAAGAUUCGUGUUGCUUCUCUUGAUGUUUUUCGAGGUCUUGCUGUCUUUCUCAUGAUAUUUGUCGAUUAUGGUGGUUCACUUGCUCCAUCCAUUGGUCAUUCUCCAUGGAACGGUGUGCACUUGGCAGAUUUUGUGAUGCCUUUCUUUCUUUUCAUUGUUGGUGUUUCUGUGGCACUUGUCUACAAGAGAGUAUCGAACAGAAGAGUGGCUACAUGUAAGGCACUUGUAAAGACAGUACAGCUCUUUCUUCUUGGUGUUUUUCUUCAAGGUGGUUAUUUUCAUGGUAUAACCUCUUUGACCUUUGGUGUUGAUCUUGGAAGCAUUCGGUUGUUUGGCAUUCUCCAGCGGAUAACCAUCGGAUACAUAGUUGCUGCUUUAUGUGAAAUUUGGGUUCCUUAUAACAGUGGUACAGAGAAACAAGUAGCAGUUUUUAAGAGCUAUCUUUUGCAUUGGUGUGUGGCAGUUGGAUUAUGCAUCAUAUAUUCUGCACUACUGUAUGGUUUAUAUGUUCCGGACUGGCAAUUCAGUGUCCCACAGUCAACGUAUUCCCCCUCUUCAUCAAAUAAUAGCUACAUCAGUUACACGGUGAACUGUUCAACCAGAGGUGAUCUUGGGCCAGCUUGUAAUUCAGCAGGAAUGAUUGAUCGUUACGUUCUUGGUAUUAAUCAUCUAUAUAAGAAGCCUGUUUACAGAAACUUGAAGGAAUGCAGUGAUCCUGCAAUUGGCCAAGGUUCAGACAGUGUACCACCAUGGUGCCAUGCACCAUUUGAUCCCGAAGGUAUUUUAAGCUCCAUCACAGCUGCCGUAACCUGCAUCAUUGGACUUCAGUAUGGUCACAUUCUUGUGCUAUUAGAGGACCACAAGGAUCGUCUUCUUCAUUGGGUAUUGCUUUCCUUCUCAUUUUUUGGCCUCGGUGUGUUUCUUUCGUAUGUAGAUAUUCCCUUAAACAAAUCUUUAUACACCAUCAGUUAUAUGCUGCUUACAUCUUCUACAGCUGGAAUCACUUUCUGUGCUUUUUACAUACUGGUAGAUAUUUAUGGUUACAGGCGUUUAACAUCACUGCUUGAGUGGAUGGGAGUACAUUCUUUGUCCAUCUUUGUUCUUAUAUCUUCGAACUUGGCUGUAAUUGCAAUACAAGGCUUCUAUUCAGUUUCUCCAAAAAAUAACUUGAUUCAUUGGAUUGUGACAUGCUUUGUCCAGAAAUAACUCAUACGUCGAUUUUACUACGGGUAACGCUCAUACUUCAUCUGCUAUUGGAACACAUGCUUUCCUACUCAAAAUGUUGCUUAGAGCAUGUAUCAUUCAUUUAUAUAUGUAAUUAUGACUAAAACCUACCUUAUAAUUUUGUCAGUAUUUAUAUAAUUUGAAGUAGUUUUGAGUAUAGAUAAAUAAAGUAAGUACUCGGCAAGUUAGUCUUUU
Messenger RNA from Papaver somniferum (opium poppy), 1776 nucleotides. RefSeq names its product heparan-alpha-glucosaminide N-acetyltransferase-like. The transcript is spliced from 13 exons. Bases 283 to 1563 code for a protein of 426 amino acids. The record is from RefSeq and is a predicted model, not a curated record. Lineage: Eukaryota; Viridiplantae; Streptophyta; Magnoliopsida; Ranunculales; Papaveraceae.